Aureobasidium melanogenum CBS 110374 is the source of this 1275-nucleotide messenger RNA. RefSeq lists its product as uncharacterized. Bases 1 to 1275 code for a protein of 424 amino acids. Gene Ontology annotation, molecular function: mRNA binding. The transcript is spliced from 8 exons. Gene Ontology annotation, cellular component: cytosol; ribonucleoprotein complex. The record is from RefSeq and is a predicted model, not a curated record. Lineage: Eukaryota; Fungi; Ascomycota; Dothideomycetes; Dothideales; Saccotheciaceae.
AUGGCUCCCUCUUCAUCCAUCGUCAGCGACGAGACCAUUCCUCAGCGCACCAGAAGCAAGUCUGAUGCCGAGAUCGACUAUUCAUCAUCAAAGAUCUCUACUACAGAGAACUCCACCGAACAUUGCUCGUCGGGUAUCCAAACCGACCUCUCGUUUGAUGAUGCUUCGUCCGUCGAGCCCGUUGCUGCAACCAUUGACGGCACGCACGACACCUUUGACCAGAACACCGAUGACUACGAAGCAGUCAACACCGAUGAGACCUCAGUCGUCAACCAUGCUCCACCCUCAGAGCAAACCUGGUUCAAUGGUGUCUUGGUGACUGCGGAGAACGCACAAGCAAUCUUCUCUCCUGCAGCAUGCAUCUUUGUCGCCAACCUGGAUCGCACUCGCACUAGAACUGAGCUUACGAACGAGGUCAAGGACAAAUUCGCAGAAAUCGGCCAGUGCUGGGUCAAGGUUCGCUUCGACAAGAAGAACAUUCCCGCUGCCUUCGUACAGUUCAAGACGAUCGAGGAAGCUAUGGAAGCUGAUGCCCGCUUCCACGGUGCCCGCAUCUCCGGACGUCCCUGCCGCAUUAAGUAUGCCAGAGCUCCACGUACCGUCUUUGUCGCACGCCGUGAUCAGCAAGAGCUUUGCCCACCUGAGGCAAUGUACUACCUUCGUCCUUUCGGCAGAGUGGAUCAUUGGUGGACGCCAUGCCACACCGAGAGAGCUUUGUACAACCUGCCUGCCGGUGCCUUCUUCCGCUUUGAGUUGUUCCAGCCAUGCCAAGAGGCCCUGAGAGCUCUUCGCAACCACCAGACUCUUACCUUCACGCUCGCACAAGUGGAGAAGCGCAAGCCUGCUAUCACCUCCUACAACACUAUCCUUCCUGAAGUCGUCCCUAACGCCAUCUACAUUGGUGAUCUCCCCUUCCACAUCGACGAGAAUACUUUGCGCAUGAUCUUCAGCCACUAUGGAGCCAUUUCCAAUGUCGACAUCCGCAAGAACUUCAGCAAGGGUAUCACUUUUGCUUUCAUCUUCUUUGAGAAGCCUCAUGCUGCUGCUAUGGCCUGCCAAUUCCCUUGCGUCUACGUCAGCGGUGAACAUCUCUCUCGCGUCGAGCCCAAGCGUAAGAGACAUGUCCCUCGUCCUACUCUGCCUCAGAUCUACAACUACUUCGACGACAUGGAUGGCGACAUGCCCUUCUCCCGCGGAGGCCACGACUACACCUACAAGCCAGGUGACUCUUCUUAUACUCCCCGCUACAUGCGCGGUAACUGGCCUCCCUACUAG